Messenger RNA from Colletotrichum gloeosporioides, 489 nucleotides. RefSeq lists its product as uncharacterized. The transcript has a single exon. The record is from RefSeq and is a predicted model, not a curated record. NCBI's taxonomy places the organism in Eukaryota, Fungi, Ascomycota, Sordariomycetes, Glomerellales, Glomerellaceae. Bases 1 to 489 code for a protein of 162 amino acids.
AUGCAGCUCGUCACCCUCGCCGGCGCCUCUUUCGUGGCCCUCGCCUCGGCCCUGAACACCUCCUACCCUCCCAUCAACCUAGGCUACUUCUCGUUCCCCCACGGGAACCUCUUUAUUGCCUGGUCUCCUUUCACCCCCACCAAGACAUCCGAAAUCCAGCAGGUUUGCGACACCUCUGGUGCAAUUCAGGGCACUGCCACCUGGACCUCCAUACGUGCCUACAACACCUACGUUGUUGACCCUAUCUGCCGCAACCCCUUCAACAUCACCGACGACGCCACAAACACGACGUACUAUAACCUUGAGUUGGCUUGUGAGAACGACGACAUCGAUCUGACCCUCGAACCAGAGGUCACGGCCGUUGUUGACGUGGCUACGAACAGGACCAUCCAGACCUGUGUUCCUUCUGUGGUUGAGGGCGAGAACUACGCGAGCUGCUCGAGGGGUACUUACCAGGCCGUUCGCUUCAGCUUUGCUUGCUCCUCUUAA